UCCGACCACAGGCUGUUUUGUGCAGGCUGUCCCUCUCCUUCAAAACCCUGCAUCCCCUCCCCGAAGCAGCAGGCAGUGUGCCUUCAUUCAGCCACAUUUGGUAUGCAUGAGCACGGCUGCAGAGAGAGGGGAGGUGGCUUUCUUAAGAAGGUUCAGGGGCUCAGGAAACGCCACUUGACUAGUCUCCCAAGUUCCAGGAAGCCUCUGCCCUAAUGGAAUUUGCAGGUGUGGAGAUGACCAUGGGAUGCCAGGGCCGUGGGGAACCAUUUAUUUUCUAGGCGUUGCUCAGGUUUGCAGUUUCUUGUUUUCCCGGUGGAAUUUGGAAGGGGUCAUGAAUCAAACUGAUGCUUCUCGACCCCUAAACUGGACCAUCCGGAAGCUGUGCCACGCAGCCUUUCUCCCAUCUGUAAGACUCCUUAAGGCACAGAAAUCCUGGAUAGAAAGAGCAUUUUAUAAAAGAGAAUGUGUUCACAUCAUACCCAGCACCAAAGACCCCCAUAGGUGUUGCUGUGGGCGUCUAAUAGGCCAGCAUGUCGGACUCACUCCCAGUAUCUCUGUGCUUCAGAAUGAGAAAAAUGAAAGUCGCCUCUCCCGAAAUGACAUCCAGUCUGAGAAAUGGUCCAUCAGCAAACACACUCAGCUCAGCCCAACGGAUGCAUUUGGGACCAUUGAGUUCCAAGGAGGUGGCCAUUCCAACAAAGCCAUGUACGUGCGAGUAUCCUUUGAUACGAAACCUGAUCUCCUUCUACACCUGAUGACCAAGGAAUGGCAACUGGAGCUUCCCAAGCUUCUCAUCUCUGUCCACGGGGGCCUGCAGAACUUUGAACUCCAGCCCAAACUCAAGCAAGUCUUUGGGAAAGGUCUCAUCAAAGCAGCCAUGACCACCGGAGCGUGGAUCUUCACUGGAGGGGUUAACACAGGUGUCAUUCGGCAUGUUGGAGAUGCCUUGAAGGACCACGCAUCUAAAUCUCGAGGGAAGAUAUGUACCAUAGGUAUUGCCCCAUGGGGAAUUGUGGAAAACCAAGAGGACCUGAUUGGAAGAGAUGUAGUCCGGCCAUACCAAACCAUGUCCAAUCCCAUGAGCAAGCUCACUGUUCUCAACAGCAUGCAUUCCCAUUUCAUCCUGGCUGACAAUGGCACGACUGGAAAAUACGGAGCCGAAGUGAAACUUCGGAGACAACUGGAAAAGCAUAUUUCACUUCAGAAGAUAAACACAAGAAUCGGACAAGGGGUUCCGGUGGUGGCACUCAUUGUGGAAGGAGGGCCCAAUGUGAUCUCCAUCGUUUUGGAGUACCUCCGAGACACGCCUCCUGUGCCUGUGGUGGUCUGUGAUGGCAGUGGACGGGCAUCUGACAUCCUGGCAUUUGGGCAUAAAUAUUCAGAAGAAGGCGGACUUAUAAAUGAAUCUUUGAGGGACCAGCUACUGGUGACUAUACAGAAGACCUUCACAUACACCCGAACCCAAGCUCAACAUCUGUUCAUCAUCCUCAUGGAGUGCAUGAAAAAGAAGGAAUUGAUUACAGUUUUUCGGAUGGGAUCAGAAGGACACCAGGACAUUGAUUUAGCUAUCCUGACAGCUUUACUCAAAGGUGCCAAUGCCUCGGCCCCAGACCAACUGAGUUUAGCUUUAGCCUGGAACAGAGUGGACAUCGCUCGAAGCCAGAUCUUUAUUUAUGGGCAACAGUGGCCGGUGGGGUCUCUGGAACAAGCCAUGUUGGAUGCCUUAGUUUUGGACAGAGUGGAUUUUGUGAAAUUACUCAUAGAGAAUGGAGUAAGCAUGCACCGUUUUCUCACCAUCUCCAGACUAGAGGAAUUGUACAAUACGAGACAUGGGCCCUCAAACACAUUGUACCACUUGGUCAGGGAUGUCAAAAAGGGGAACCUGCCCCCAGACUACAGGAUCAGCCUGAUUGACAUCGGCCUGGUGAUCGAGUACCUGAUGGGCGGAGCUUACCGCUGCAACUACACGCGCAAGCGCUUCAGGACCCUCUACCACAACCUCUUCGGCCCCAAGAGGCCCAAAGCCUUGAAACUUCUGGGAAUGGAGGAUGAUAUUCCCCUGAGGCGAGGAAGAAAGACAACCAAGAAACGUGAGGAAGAGGUGGACAUCGACUUGGAUGACCCUGAGAUCAACCACUUCCCUUUCCCUUUCCAUGAGCUGAUGGUGUGGGCUGUCCUCAUGAAAAGGCAGAAGAUGGCCCUGUUCUUCUGGCAGCAUGGAGAGGAGGCCAUGGCCAAGGCCCUGGUGGCCUGUAAACUCUGCAAAGCCAUGGCUCACGAGGCCUCCGAAAAUGACAUGGUGGACGACAUUUCCCAGGAGCUGAACCACAACUCCAGGGACUUUGGCCAGCUGGCUGUGGAGCUCUUGGACCAAUCCUACAAGCAGGAUGAGCAACUGGCCAUGAAACUGUUGACGUACGAAUUGAAGAACUGGAGCAACGCCACAUGCCUGCAGCUGGCUGUGGCUGCCAAGCACCGUGACUUCAUUGCGCACACGUGCAGCCAGAUGCUGCUCACUGACAUGUGGAUGGGUCGGCUCCGCAUGCGCAAGAACUCAGGCCUCAAGGUAAUUCUGGGAAUUCUACUUCCUCCUUCAAUUCUCAGCUUGGAGUUCAAGAACAAAGAUGACAUGCCCUAUAUGACUCAGGCACAAGAAAUYCAUCUCCAAGAGAAGGAGCCAGAAGAACCAGAGAAACCCACAAAGGAAAAAGAUGAAGAGGACAUGGAACUGACUGCAAUGUUGGGACGAAACAAUGGGGAGUCAUCCAGGAAGAAAGAUGAAGAGGAAGUUCAGAGCAGGCACCGGUUAAUCCCCCUGGGCAGAAAAAUCUAUGAAUUCUACAAUGCACCCAUUGUGAAGUUCUGGUUCUACACUCUGGCAUAUAUCGGAUACCUGAUGCUCUUCAACUAUAUCGUGUUAGUGAAGAUGGAGCGCUGGCCUUCAACCCAGGAAUGGAUCGUCAUUUCCUAUAUUUUUACCCUGGGAAUAGAAAAGAUGAGAGAGAUUCUGAUGUCAGAGCCAGGCAAGUUGCUGCAGAAAGUGAAGGUGUGGCUGCAGGAGUACUGGAAUGUCACAGACCUCAUUGCCAUCCUUCUGUUCUCUGUUGGAAUGAUCCUUCGUCUUCAAGACCAGCCCUUCAGGAGUGAUGGGAGAGUUAUCUAUUGCGUGAACAUCAUUUAUUGGUACAUCCGUUUACUAGACAUCUUCGGAGUGAACAAGUAUCUGGGCCCAUAUGUGAUGAUGAUUGGAAAAAUGAUGAUAGACAUGAUGUACUUUGUCAUCAUUAUGCUGGUGGUACUGAUGAGCUUUGGAGUCGCCAGGCAAGCCAUCCUCUUUCCCAAUGAGGAGCCAUCAUGGAAACUGGCCAAGAACAUCUUCUACAUGCCCUACUGGAUGAUUUAUGGGGAAGUGUUUGCGGACCAGAUAGACCCUCCCUGUGGACAGAAUGAGACCCGAGAGGAUGGCAAAAUCAUCCAGCUGCCCCCCUGCAAGACAGGAGCAUGGAUUGUGCCGGCCAUCAUGGCCUGCUACCUCUUGGUGGCAAACAUCCUGCUGGUCAACCUUCUCAUUGCUGUCUUUAACAAUACAUUUUUUGAGGUAAAGUCGAUAUCCAACCAAGUGUGGAAGUUUCAGAGAUAUCAGCUCAUCAUGACAUUCCAUGAAAGGCCAGUGCUGCCCCCGCCUCUGAUCAUCUUCAGCCACAUGACCAUGAUAUUCCAGCACCUCUGCUGUCGAUGGAGGAAGCACGAGAGCGACCCAGAUGAAAGGGACUAUGGCCUGAAACUCUUCAUAACCGAUGACGAGCUCAAAAAAGUACACGAUUUUGAAGAGCAGUGCAUAGAGGAAUAUUUCAGAGAAAAGGAUGAUCGAUUCAACUCAUCCAAUGAUGAGAGGAUACGGGUGACUUCAGAAAGGGUGGAGAACAUGUCCAUGCGGCUGGAGGAGGUCAAUGAGAGAGAGCACUCCAUGAAGGCUUCACUCCAGACCGUGGACAUCCGGCUGGCGCAGCUUGAGGACCUCAUCGGGCGCAUGGCCACAGCCCUGGAGCGCCUGACGGGUCUGGAGCGAGCUGAGUCCAACAAGAUCCGCUCGAGGACCUCCUCGGACUGCACGGACGCAGCCUACAUCGUCCGCCAGAGCAGCUUCAACAGCCAGGAGGGAAACACCUUCAAGCUCCAAGAGAGUAUAGACCCUGCAGGUGAGGAGACCAUGUCCCCAACCUCUCCAACCUUAAUGCCCCGUAUGCGAAGCCAUUCUUUCUAUUCAGUCAAUAUGAAAGACAAAGGUGGUAUAGAAAAGUUGGAAAGUAUUUUUAAAGAAAGGUCCCUGAGCCUACACCGAGCUACUAGUUCCCACUCAGUAGCCAAAGAAUCCAAAGCUCCUGCAGCCCCUGCAAACACCUUGGCCAUUGUUCCUGAUUCUAGAAGACCAUCGUCAUGCAUAGACAUCUAUGUCUCUGCCAUGGAUGAGCUUCACUGUGACAUAGACCCUCUGGACAAUUCCAUGAACAUCCUUGGGUUGGGAGAACCAAGCUUUUCGGUUCCAGCACCUUCCACAGCCCCUUCAAGCAGUGCCUAUGUAACCCUUGCACCCACAGACAGACCUCCAAGCCGGAGCAUCGAUUUCGAAGACAUCACCUCCAUGGACACUAGGUCUUUUUCUUCAGACUAUACCCACAUUCCAGAAUGCCAAAACCCCUGGGACUCGGACCCUCCGAUGUAUCACACCAUUGAGCGUUCCAAGAGUAGCCGCUAUCUAGCCGCCACACCUUUUCUUCUAGAAGAGGCCCCCAUAGUGAAAUCUCAUAGCUUUAUGUUUUCUCCUUCGAGGAGUUAUUACGCCAACUUUGGGGUGCCUGUGAAAACAGCAGAAUAUACAAGUAUUACGGACUGUAUCGACACGAGGUGUGUCAAUACCCCUCAAGCGAUUGCGGACAGAGCCACCUUCCCCGGAGGUCUUGGCGAUAAAGUAGAGGACUUAUCUUGCUGUCAUCCUGAGCGAGAAGCAGAACUGAGCCACCCUAGCUCUGACAAUGAGGAGAACGAGGCCAGAGGCCGGAGAGCAGCCAUCGCGAUGUCCUCCCAGGAGGGUGACAACUCAGACAGAAACCUAUCCAACAACAUCACGGUUCCCAAGAUAGAGCGUGCCAACAGCUACUCAGCAGAGGAGCCAAGCGCGCCAUAUGCACACACCAGAAAGAGCUUCUCUAUCAGUGACAAGCUCGACAGGCAGCGGAACACGGCAAGCCUGCGAAAUCCCUUCCAGAGGAGUAAGUCCUCCAAGCCGGAAGGCCGAGGGGACARCCUGUCCAUGAGGAGACUGUCCAGAACGUCGGCUUUCCACAGCUUUGAAAGCAAGCACAACUAACUCUUCUUACCAUGCCUUGCAGGAGGCUCGAGAACCCAGCCCUAAAUUCUCCCCAAACUCCACCUUUUUCCCCCUUCCUUGAAUCACACCCGCUUUAUUCUUAGCUGAGCAAAACAAGCAAUGUGUUGGGAGAUGUUAACUCAAAGGUGACUUCUGGGCCACAGAUCAAGAAAACAUUUGAUCUGACCCAGUGCCAAACACAGGGUAGUUGAAGCAUGUUCACACUUGCUGGGUAGGGAGGGGAUGGGGGGAGAAGGGUUAGAGAUGAAUGUGUAUCACCAGUCUCUGCAGAAAGCCAUGAGCUCUGGGGAACCAAGGGGCUUCAAGCACUCUCAACGCCAGGAGGCAUCUUGUGAUUUCUACCCAKUAUCAAGAGCUUUAGGAUGCAGGGCUAAGUUGCAAAAUAAAAUAAAAUAGCCAGCAUACAAAAUGAGAUAUUCUAAACUUCAAUUCUGUUUUCUUUUCACAUUGGCUCCAUCACUGGUGACUGAUGAAGAGCAUCCUUUUUAUUCAGUAUAAGCCGGCAGCAAGCAGUUCUACCUAACGUCCCACAUCCUUCUCAUGCCAACACUUCUGUAAUUGGUCAUUAUAAAGAAAAAAACAAGGUAACAGUCAUAGUUCACCUGUCUCUUAUAUAUUCACUUCUGGUGCCACAACUGUUUUAUCUUUUUUGAAGAAAAUAAGGGAACAGAAAUGCCUUUUGGUCUUGCAAUGGAAAUGAUAGAAGAGUUGAUGUUAGAAGCAACAGUCACGUGGUGUAUAUCAUAUAUGGUGGGCAUUCCAGUAGAGUCAAGCAAGCUCAGGAUGAAUGUAAUUAAAUAACUUUAUAUUUCUUAAUUUAUUUUGUAUCUCUCCUGUCAUCAGUGAAUUCACUCAUUGAAUGUGUAAUGUUGAACUU
Messenger RNA from Urocitellus parryii (Arctic ground squirrel), 6266 nucleotides. It is a transcript of the gene Trpm3, whose product is annotated as transient receptor potential cation channel subfamily M member 3. NCBI's taxonomy places the organism in Eukaryota, Metazoa, Chordata, Mammalia, Rodentia, Sciuridae. Gene Ontology annotation, biological process: protein tetramerization; monoatomic cation transmembrane transport; metal ion transport. The record is from RefSeq and is a predicted model, not a curated record. Gene Ontology annotation, molecular function: monoatomic cation channel activity. Gene Ontology annotation, cellular component: plasma membrane.